This is a messenger RNA of Malurus melanocephalus (red-backed fairy wren), 1941 nucleotides long. RefSeq names its product sperm associated antigen 16 (gene SPAG16). Gene Ontology annotation, biological process: axoneme assembly. Bases 1 to 1896 code for a protein of 631 amino acids. The record is from RefSeq and is a predicted model, not a curated record. Gene Ontology annotation, molecular function: protein binding. Gene Ontology annotation, cellular component: axonemal central apparatus. The transcript has 15 exons. NCBI's taxonomy places the organism in Eukaryota, Metazoa, Chordata, Aves, Passeriformes, Maluridae.
AUGGUGAUAAGUUUUAUAGAUGGUAGUUUUUUUCUAAGUUGGAGCUCCCCACGUGCACCAGCUGUUUCAGACUUAACUAAACCUGCAGAAAUUACCAUAACAGAGGACUUUAAAGAUGAUUAUCGAUAUGAGGAGGUUUCAGAAGAUUUUCUUCUUGGUCCUCAUGGAGCUGAUGAUGAUCUGGCCGAUAUUUUGCAGACUGUUCAGGAGCAGACUAAAGAUACCCAAAUUUUGGCUUCACAGCCAAUUCUGACUUCUCAGAAGGUGGUAUCAGAAGUACCUCAAGCAAUGGAUGACUUCUUCUGCAAUUUCCUGGUCAGAUUGGGAAUGUCUAGAACCCUUGACUGCUUCCAGACUGAAUGGUACGAACUCACYGAGAGAGGUGUGAUCUCAGUUGACGAUGCUGGGCUGGUUCCACCCGUGUACACCCUCAACCAGAAACUCGAGAGUGAGAACCUGAGGUUGAAGAAAGAUAUAGAAAACUACAAACAAUCUGUCACUAAAACAGAACAGGCUCUCAUCAAAAUGCAGAAAGAGCGAGACUUCCAUCGAAUGCAUCAUAAGCGAGUGGUCCAGGAGAAGGACCGGCUGAUUAGUGACAUGAAAAGGCUGAAGGCACAUUAUGCAUCCUAYGAACCAAUGCUGAAGGAGCUGUCUGAAAGAUACCAGAAUACACUGACCCUGAAAAUGUUAACUAGUUUGGAGAGAGACAAAGCAGUGGGGCAGGCUACAGGUUUGCAGGCUGCAUUAGAAAGCUUGGAGUCAGGAUAUCCUAAGCAGACUGCUGAGACAAAAGUAGUCCAUGAUUGUACAAAGAAGAAAGAGUUUGAAGGUCCCACCCAGAAAGCUCUUCGGGAAGCCAGGCAGCAAAAAUUCCAGGUUGUUGCAAGUUCUCCAAGUGAUGCAGCCAAAGAGGCCGAGAAGAAGAUGGGCAAGAAAGAUGUAAAGGAUUCAGAUUUCCCUACUGAAGGGACCCCAUUCUUUGAGCUUACUAAAGAUUAUGUUCAACCCGUGAAAUCUGGAGAGUAUAAACUGAGCAGCAUUUUGAAGGUGCACGACUUCGCCGUGACCUGCUUGGCUUUACACCCCCGGCAAGACAUCGUGCUCACUGGUGGUGAUGACCGCCUGUGGAAGACGUGGGCCUUCCCUGAUGGAAACAUCCUCCUGACAGGGGAAGGUCACACAGAYUGGCUCUCAGGCUGCUGCUUCAGGCCCAGUGGCACUCAGCUGGUGACAUCGAGUGGGGACACCACGGUGCGGAUCUGGGACCUGUCCAGGCGUGGCUGCAUCCUGACCCUGCGGGGCCAUUCCCGUGCUGUCCACGACUGCUCCUGGCACACCUGCGGGGAGUUCGUGGCCUCUGCCUCCAUGGAUGGCACCAGCAAAAUCUGGGAUGUGAACAGCGAGAAGUGCCGAUACACCCUGCGCGGCCACAAGGAGGCCGUCAACAGCAUCGAGUUCCUGCCCUUCUCCAGCACCGCUCUCACCAGCUCUGCCGACAAGACCGUSUCUCUCUGGGAUGCCAGGACGGGUUUCCGUGUUCACAUAUUCCAAGGUCACGUGCAUUCCUGUAAUCACGCUACAUUCAACAAGAAGGGGGAUACGAUUGCUUCCUGUGACUCCUCCGGUGUGAUGAAGAUCUGGGACGUGCGGAAGCUGAUCCCUAUUCUAUCCAUCGAUGCAGGUCCCCAUUCUGCCAACCAGGUCUCCUUUCAUCGCUCUGGUGAUGCGGUGGCUCUGGCCAGCAGCGAGGGCUCCGUGAAGAUGCUGUGCCUGGUGACGGGCCAGCUGUCCGUGCUGCGGGGCCCCGGGGUCGAGGUGCGCUGUGUGCGCUUCCGUGGCCAGAAUCACCUGCUCUCCGCGGGCGCCGAUGGCAGGGUUUGCAUCUGGAGCUGAGCACUGAUACACGUGGCCUUUAUCGCCUUCCAGAAAAGCGGUUUG